Carassius carassius (crucian carp) is the source of this 1913-nucleotide messenger RNA. Its product is annotated as ORM1-like protein 3. Gene Ontology annotation, cellular component: endoplasmic reticulum membrane. The coding region runs from base 245 to 706 and encodes 153 amino acids. The record is from RefSeq and is a predicted model, not a curated record. The transcript has 5 exons. Lineage: Eukaryota; Metazoa; Chordata; Actinopteri; Cypriniformes; Cyprinidae. Gene Ontology annotation, biological process: ceramide metabolic process; negative regulation of ceramide biosynthetic process; intracellular sphingolipid homeostasis.
AAAACGAUGACGUGAAACGAUGAAGUCUUGCUGUGUUGUCACCAUCUGCUCGCACAGGAACAAACUGCUUCAAAGCAAACAUGAUGAAAUAAACAGACGAGUCAAGUUGCGAAAAACGGCAAGGCUACAUUGCAAAAUGGCCCCAGAACGGAACAUAUCUCAAUAACGUAUACAGCCAGAGGAAAUAGAGUUAAUAUUUGUUCUAAGUACGCAGUAGUUGUGAGUGUCCCACCACUGCGCGAGGAUGAACGUGGGCACGGCGCACAGCGAGGUCAAUCCAAACACGCGAGUAAUGAACAGCAGGGGUAUAUGGCUCUCCUAUGUGCUUGGCAUCGGCCUCCUACACGUCAUAUUGCUCAGCAUCCCCUUCGUCAGCGUGCCUGUGGUCUGGACCCUAACCAACCUCAUCCACAACAUGUGCAUGUAUAUCCUCCUACACACGGUAAAAGGAACACCGUUUGAGACUCCGGACCAAGGCAAGGCCCGGCUUCUGACCCACUGGGAACAGAUGGACUACGGGGUCCAGUUCACCGCCUCUCGAAAGUUUCUCACCAUCACCCCUAUUAUACUGUAUUUCCUGACCAGUUUCUAUACAAAGUAUGACAGGGUCCACUUCAUCAUCAACACCAUUUCCCUGCUCACUGUGCUUGUCCCCAAACUGCCUCAGUUCCACGGGGUCCGUCUCUUUGGAAUUAAUAAGUACUGACAAGGCUUUGCUCUUCAGCACAAGAGGAUGUGUAGGAAUUAAAAAUAGAGAAAUUGAGGGCUUCAUCGGAUGCUCUGCUGCUUUGUGGACCAAGUUGCUGAAUAAUCUGCUAUGGUAUUACUUUUAUUGAUGUUAUUUGUAUAAUAUUCAGAAGAUACAAACACAUUUGUAGAACCACAAGCAGAAUACAGCAAAAGAGGCUCUCUGGAUAUGUUAGGACCACCUUUAUACUAUGCUGCGUUAUGUAUGUCAUUUGGAACUGUGUGUUAGAUUUCAGUCACUUUGGCAGAAAUGCUACAUUGAUGCAGUGAAUCAGAUGGGUUAAAAAUAAGCUGGUUCAUCUCUUCCUAUCUGUUUUGGGGGCCUGAGUCGGCACGUUCCAAUGUUCCCGACCCCAAUGUUCAGCACUUGAGUGUUAAAAAGAGAAAAAAGGUACUUACUGAAGAACGUGUACAAGGCUAUUUUUAGCCAAAAGACUGGCUAUAAUUCCAUUGUUGGACGAUGUCAUCCUAUUUAAAACAAAACGAGUUGCAUUUUAUACAUGCACAACCUGUUAAAAUGUUUUAAUCAUUUGUUGGUUGCAGUGCUCCAUAUCUAGUCUUUCACUAUUUUAUAACAUGCACUAAUAUUGAAGAACAAAAAAAGUUAGUUGCACACAUGGGAAUUAAAAACCUGUAAGAGUGGUUUCAUAUGGGGAGAACAGGCACAAGGGAAUAUUGGAUUGGAACUUUUUUCCCCCAAGUCAGAAACUGCAGUCUAACUGUGCACAUGACCUUUAGACCUUGAAUCUGUCUUGGUGGACACUUGUGUACAGCUACUGCACUUCAUGUCCAGGUCUGAGUGAGGAUAGAUUAAAUGGUAAUGCAGUUUGCUAAACCUACAUAAUAUUUCUGUGAAGCAACAUCAAAAUGUGAAUAAGAUGUGAAAGUGUUUAUCAUUGUUAACGGACGGUUAAUCACAAUGUUCACCUUUACCAUGUCGGACGGUCUCACAAAGGCAGUAACUGAAGCAACAUUUAUUAUUAUUAUUAUUAUCUUUUAAUUAGCGAUUUAAAGCAAACCUGUCUGUCACAGUACAUCUACAGAUUUUAGUUUUGACCAAAUAUGUAGCUACUGCAUUUUGCCUUUGUACAGCAGUAUGGACUGAUGACAGUCCCUGUGAUAUGCAUUUUGCAUUUGACAGCACUAAACUGAGCCUAAUUUAUAAU